This is a messenger RNA of Penicillium maclennaniae, 1647 nucleotides long. RefSeq names its product acyl--CoA ligase. The transcript has 5 exons. Gene Ontology annotation, molecular function: CoA-ligase activity. Gene Ontology annotation, biological process: secondary metabolic process. NCBI's taxonomy places the organism in Eukaryota, Fungi, Ascomycota, Eurotiomycetes, Eurotiales, Aspergillaceae. The record is from RefSeq and is a predicted model, not a curated record. The coding region runs from base 1 to 1647 and encodes 548 amino acids.
AUGAUUUUCGAGCCGACAGAACGAAUCUUGCUUCCCACCAAAGACGUUUUGUCCUACAUAUUUGACGAUCCGCCUUAUGACGAAGAUCAGCCAAUCUUCAUCGACACUCGAGACCAUUCACGCUCAAUCUCAUGUAACCAAGCUCGGAAGUUAGUACGCCUUCUCAUUUCGGGGUUACGUGCCUCUGGCUUCCGCAAUGGAGACUGUGUCCUUGUACAUUCUUUCAAUGACAUCAAUUAUAGUAUCCUGGUACUGGCAAUAAUCGGGGCUGGCGGUGUGUUCACGGGCUCAAAUCCUGCAUAUACACGGAAUGAGCUGGCGCAUCACAUCAAUGUCUCGGAGAGCAAGUUUCUCAUCUCUGAACCCGAAAUACUACCGUCUCUACUUGAGGCUGCACAGCAAACAGGGAUCCCCAAAGAGAGAGUCUGGAUAUUUGAUUGUCUGGGACAAUCUCUUCCAAGUGGCAUGAAAUCCUGGAAGGAAUUGUUGAAAUUCGGUGAGGAUGACUGGAUUAGAUUUGAUGACUUGGAAAUUGCCCAGAAAACAGCUGCCGCAAGGCUAUUCAGCAGCGGAACCACGGGCCUUCCAAAGGCAGUGACGAUCACGCAUCUGAACUUGAUUGCGCAGCAUGAGCUUGUUCUUGGUGCGAACCCGCGACCAUAUCCUAUUUCCCGGAUCAUUGCAGUUCCUGUUUUCCAUGCUUCUGCAGCACCAGUAACUCAUAUAUCCACUCUGAAGGCCGGUUCCGUGGCGUACAUGAUGCGGCGAUUCGACUUGGAGCAAUUCUUGACUGUAGUAGAGAGGUAUAAUGUGACUGAUCUGGCUAUGGUGCCACCUAUCGUGAUUGCAAUUUUGAUGUCACCAUUAUCUCACAAACGCCCCUUUUUGAAAAAGGUUAAGCUUGCCAUCUGUGGUGCCGCCCCGUUGGAUAAAGAUGUGCAAGCACGUUUUCGAACGCUCAUGGGUGACCAGAGCCCAUUUAACCAGGUAUGGGGUAUGACAGAAACAUCAUGCAUCGCCACAAUGUUCCCUUACCCGGAGCAUGAUGAUACUGGGUCCGUGGGGCGACUGAUCCCGAACCUGGAAGCCAAACUGGUUGACAAUGACGGACAGAACAUAUCGGCUUACAAUGUUCGGGGUGAACUAUGUGUUCGUGGACCUACAAUUACGCCGGGCUACUACCAAAACUCCGAGGCCAACGCAGUGUCAUUUGAUGAGGAUGGAUGGUUCAGGACAGGUGACAUUGCGUAUUGUGAUAAAAUGACCCGAAAGUGGUACAUAGUAGAUCGAAAGAAAGAGUUGAUCAAAGUACGGGGCUUUCAGGUUGCACCACCUGAAGUUGAAGCUGUACUUUUGUCUCAUCCCUACAUUGUCGAUGCAGCGGUCAUCGGUAUCACCAUUCCAGGGUCAGAUACGGAGUUUCCUCGUGCAUAUGUUGUACGACGUCGAACAGAAGGACCUGCACCAACGGAAAAAGAAAUACAGAGAUACGUCCUAGAGCGCCUUGCUCGAUAUAAAGCAUUGACUGGUGGUGUGAAAUUUGUGGGUGCCAUUGCAAAGAACCCCAGUGGUAAGAUUCUGAAACGUGUUCUCAGGGAAGAUGCCAAAAGGGAGGUAGAGGCUGGCCUGAUUAAGCCUCAACUUUGA